CAAGAUCCAAGGUGUGCGCGUCGGCGUCCGAGGCGGUUGGUGCCUGAGAAUUGGUUAAGCGGGACUCGAGGUGACUCUGGGGGAAGCACGCGACGAAAAGAUGAUGCCGGGGUCUCUUCUAACACCAGAAGGGCCCUGAUGAUGGCUGCGCGCAGCUUUCGGAGCCGGAUGCGCGAGGGCCCCGGAGGCCCGGCGGCCUGGCGGCCGGGCGGGCCCAGUUUGGGGACAAGGACGGGGCUGGCAGGGGAGGGUCUGGGCCUGGCGGGAAGGCGGUGCUGCCCCGGACUCGGCCCGCGCGGCGCUCCCAGGCCCCUGGGACCUGGAUCCAGGCCCGUGCGUCCCGUCAGUCCCAGGCGCUGGGAGGCGUCAUCAGGAAAUCGUUGGGUUUACAUUAAUCAGAAUACUUGUUAAACGUUUACCCCUCACUUGCUGCCGGCUGCUUAGUGCAUUAGCUUAGAAAGCAGCAGUUCUGCAGUUAAGAGCCCUGAUUUUUCCCGGGUUUGGAAAACCGGCCUCACCGCCUGCAGGGGGCCCACCCACGCGGCUCUCACUGAUGAAGAAGAAGGGGAGAACUUUAAUGGCACUAGAAUCUUAGGGUUUGGUUUUUGUUUUGUUUUGUUUUUUGUUUUUGUGUUUUUACUUGCAGGAAAACUUAAAAUCAAGUUCAGGCAGCCCCAUGCCAUCAUUAUUAUUACCAAGGUAGUUUAUGCCCAUCUGUAAAGACCAAAAGAAUAUUAAUAAUGACCUUCUGGCCGGGCACGGUGGUUCACACCUGUAAUCCCAGCACUUUGGGAGGCCAAGGCGGGAGGAUCACUUGAGUUGAGUUCGAGACCAGACUGGUUAAUAUGGUGACACCCCAUCUCUACAUAGAAGACAAAAAUUAGCCAGGCGUGGUGGCGAGCUCCUGUAAUCCCAGCUACUCCGGAGGCUGAGGCUGGAGGAUUGCUUGAGCCCGGGAGGUGCAGGCUGCAGUGAACCGAGACUGUGUCAUUGCACUCCAGCCUGGGUGACAGAGUGAGACCCUGUUUCAAAAAAGAAUAAUAACGACCUUCUAAAAACAUCAGAGUAAUACAUGAACAGGAUUUAACAAUCAAAUGGCAAAGAAAGGUUUAUAUGAAAAGGAAUUUUCCUGCUUUAUCUUUUCCCAUUCCCAGCCUCUUUCCCUGAGGUGACUAUACUUAACCAUAAUAAUAAUAAUCUCUUAAUGCCCCUAAUCUCUCCUAUACUUAACCAUAAUAAUAAUAAUCUCUUAAUGCCCCCAAUCUCUCUUUGAUACAAUUUGAUUCUUAAAAUUUCUUCCUGUUGCUUCACCUUAUUACAAUGUCUUAGCAAUUCAUUAUAAGUAUUUUUCUAAAAGUCAUGGUUAUUGUGUAAUGUAUAAAUGUUAUGAAACUAGCUUGGACAUUUUUGUCAUGAAUAAUUUCUAGCUAAUGUUCCUUAGCUGUAUUUAAUUUAGGCAUCUGUUUUUGGUGAAGUGGUUAGAAUUUCGAAUACUGUGUUUACCGGUCAACUUCAAGUGUAAUUAUGAUUUCACUUUAGGACGUGGGAUUUAGAAAGGAGCAUUGAAAAUUAUGAAAUUAUGAAUUUUUUUUGGAUGUUAAUCCAUUGCACCAAGCAUGAGCUGUGCCUAGAGAUCAGCGGUAUAACUUUGUUUUGCUUUGUUUCACAAUUUGGUUUAAUAAGAGCGAUUUCAUUUACCUCAAGUGCUAUUUCUUCAUAAUGCUGUGUAAUGCUAAAGCUUUGAUUAUGUGUGUGUGUGGUUUUUUUCUCCUAUAGGCAAUUAUUUCCAGUCAAAGAAGGAAACCAGUGCCUGGCAUUCUCACCAUCUUUCUACCUACCAUGAUCAAGUGCUUGUCAGUUGAAGUACAAGCCAAAUUGCGUUCUGGUUUGGCCAUAAGCUCCUUGAGCCAAUGUGUUGAGGAACUUGCCCUCAACAGUAUUGAUGCUGAAGCAAAAUGUGUGGCUGUCAGGGUGAAUAUGGAAACCUUCCAAGUUCAAGUGAUAGACAAUGGAUUUGGGAUGGGGAGUGAUGAUGUAGAGAAAGUGGGAAAUCGUUAUUUCACCAGUAAAUGCCACUCGGUACAGGACUUGGAGAAUCCAAGGUUUUAUGGUUUCCGAGGAGAGGCCUUGGCAAAUAUUGCUGACAUGGCCAGUGCUGUGGAAAUUUCAUCCAAGAAAAACAGGACAAUGAAAACUUUUGUGAAACUGUUUCAGAGUGGAAAAGCCCUGAAAGCUUGUGAAGCUGAUGUGACUAGACCAAGCGCUGGGACCACUGUAACAGUGUAUAACCUAUUUUACCAGCUUCCUGUAAGGAGGAAAUGCAUGGACCCUAGACUGGAGUUUGAGAAGGUUAGGCAGAGGCUAGAAGCUCUCUCACUCAUGCACCCUUCCAUUUCUUUCUCCUUGAGAAAUGAUGUUUCUGGUUCCAUGGUUCUUCAGCUCCCUAAAACCAAAGACGUAUGUUCCCGAUUUUGUCAAAUUUAUGGAUUGGGUAAGUCUCAAAAGCUGAGAGAAAUAAGUUUUAAAUAUAAAGAGUUUGAGCUUAGUGGCUAUAUCAGCUCUGAAGCACAUUACAACAAGAAUAUGCAGUUUUUGUUUGUGAACAAAAGACUAGUUUUAAGGACAAAGCUACAUAAACUCGUUGACUUUUUAUUAAGGAAAGAAAGUAUUAUAUGCAAGCCAAAGAAUGGUUCCACCAGUAGGCAAAUGAAUUCAAGUCUUCGGCACCGGUCUACCCCAGAACUCUAUGGCAUAUAUGUAAUUAAUGUGCAGUGCCAAUUCUGUGAGUAUGAUGUGUGCAUGGAGCCAGCCAAAACUCUGAUUGAGUUUCAGAACUGGGACACUCUCUUGUUUUGCAUUCAGGAAGGAGUGAAAAUGUUUUUAAAGCAAGAAAAAUUAUUUGUGGAAUUAUCAGGUGAGGAUAUUAAGGAAUUUAGUGAAGAUAAUGGUUUUAGUUUAUUUGAUGCUACUCUUCAGAAGCGUGUGACUUCUGAUGAGAGGAACAGUUUCCAGGAAGCAUGUAAUAAUAUUUUAGAUUCCUAUGAGAUGUUUAAUUUGCAGUCAAAAGCUGUGAAAAGAAAAACUACUGCAGAAAACAUAAACACACAGAAUUCUAGGGAUUUAGAAGCUAUCAGAAAAAAUACAAAUGAUGCAUUUUUGUACAUUUAUGAAUCAGGUGGUCCAGGCCAUAGCAAAAUUACAGAGCCAUCUUUACAAAACAAAGACAGCUCUUGCUCAGAAUCAAAGAUGUUAGAACAAGAGACAAUUGUAGCAUCAGAAGCAGGAGAAAAUGAGAAACAUAAAAAAUCUUGCCUGGAACAUAGUUCUUUAGAAAAUCCAUGUGGAACCAGUUUAGAAAUGUUUUUAAGCCCUUUUCAGACACCAUGUCACUUUGAGGAGAGUAGGGAGGAUCUAGAAAUAUGGAAAGAAAGUACUACUGUUAAUGGCAUGGCUGCCAACAUCUUGAAAAAUAAUAGAAUUCAGAAUCAACCAGAGAGAUUUAAAGAUGCUACUGAAGUGGGAUGCCAGCCUCUGCCUUUUGCAACAACAUUAUUGGGAGUACAUAGUGCUCAGACAGAGAAAGAGAAAAAAAAAGAACCUAGCAAUUGUGGAAGAAGAAAUGCUUUUAGUUAUGGACGAGUUAAAUUAUGUUCCACUGGCUUUAUAACUCAUGUAGUACAAAAUGAGAAAACUAAAUCAACUGAAACAGAACAUUCAUUUAAAAAUUAUGUUAGACCUGGUCCCACAUGUGCCCAAGAAACAUUUGGAAAUAGAAUACAUCAUUCAGUUGAAACUCCAGACAUCAAAGAUUUAGCCAGCACUUUAAGUAAAGAAUCUGGUCAAUUGCCCAACAAAAAAAAUUGCAGAACAAAUAUAAGUUAUGGGCUAGAGAAUGAACCUACAGCAACUUAUACAAUGUUUUCUACUUUUCAGGAAGGUAGCAAAAAAUCACAAACAGGUUGCAUAUUAUCUGAUACAUCCCCCUCUUUCCCCUGGUGUAGACACGUUUCAAAUAAUAGUAGGAAAACAGAUAAAUUAAUUGGUUCCUCCAAACCAAUCGUCCAUAAGAAGCUAAGGUUGAGUUCACAGCUAGGAUCUUUAGAGAAGUUUAAGAGGCAUUAUGGGAAGAUUGAAAAUCCUCUGGAUAUAGAAGUAGAGGAAACUAAUGGAGUCACUACCAAUCUCAGUCCUCAAGUUGAACCUGACAUUCUACCGAAGGACAAGAACCACUUAGACAACUCUGAUGUUUGUAAAAUCACUACUAUGAAGCAUAGUGAUUCAGAUAGUAGUUGUCAACCAGCAAGCCACAUCCUUGACUCAGAGAAGUUUCCGUUCUCCAAGGAUGAAGAUUGUUUAGAACAGAUGCCUAGUUUGAGAGAAAGCCCUAUGACCCUGAAGGAGUCAUCUCUCUUUAAUAGAAAGCCUUUGGACCUUGAGAAGUCAUCUGAAUCACUAGCCUCUAAAUUAUCCAGACUGAAGGGUUCUGAAAGAGAAAGUCAAACAAUGGGGAUGAUGAGUCAUUUUAAUGAACUUCCAAAUUCAGAUUCCAGUAGGAAAGACAGCAAGUUGUACAGUGUGUUAACACAAGAUUUUUGUAUGUUAUUUAAAAACGACCAUGAAAAAACAGAGAAUGGUGUCAUCCCAACAUCAGAUUCUACCACACAGGAUAAUUCCUUUAAUAAAAACAGUAAAACACAUUCCAACAGCAAUAUAACAGAGAACUGUGUGAUAUCAGAAACUCCUUUGGUAUUGCCCUAUAAUAAUUCUAAAGUUACCGGUAAAGAUUCAGAUGUUUUUAUCAGAGCUUCGGAACAACAGACAGGAAGUCCUGACUCUCCCAGUGGAAUGUUAAUGAAUCUGGUAGAAGAUGCCACAGGUGACCAAAAUGGAAUUUGUUUUCAAAGUGAGGAAUCUAAAGCGAGAGCUUGUUCUGAAACUGAAGAGUCAAACACGUGUUGUUCAGAUUGGCAGCAGCAUUUUGAUGUAGCCCUGGGAAGAAUGGUUUAUGUCAACAAAAUGACUGGACUCAGCACAUUCAUUGCCCCAACUGAGGACAUUCAGGCUGCUUGUACUAAAGACCUGACAACUGUGGCUGUGGAUGUUGUACUUGAGAAUGGGUCUCAGUACAGGUGUCAACCUUUUAGAAGCGACCUUGUUCUUCCUUUCCUUCCGAGAGCUCGAGCAGAGAGGACUGUGAUGAGACAGGAUAACAGAGAUACUGUGGAUGAUACUGUUAGUAGCGAAUCGCUUCAGUCUUUGUUCUCAGAAUGGGACAAUCCAGUAUUUGCCCAUUAUCCAGAGGUUGCUGUUGAUGUAAGCAGUGGCCAGGCUGAGAGCUUAGCAGUUAAAAUUCACAACAUCUUGUAUCCCUAUCGUUUCACCAAAGAAAUGAUUCAUUCAAUGCAGGUUCUCCAGCAAGUGGAUAACAAGUUUAUUGCCUGUUUGAUGAGCACUAAGACUGAAGAGAAUGGCGAGGCAGAUUCCUACGAGAAGCAACAGGCACAAGGCUCUGGUCGGAAAAAAUUACUGUCUUCUACUCUAAUUCCUCCACUAGAGAUAACAGUGACAGAGGAACAAAGGAGACUCUUGUGGUGUUACCACAAAAAUCUGGAAGAUCUGGGCCUUGAAUUUGUAUUUCCAGACACUAGUGAUUCUCUGGUCCUUGUGGGAAAAGUACCACUCUGUUUUGUGGAAAGAGAAGCCAAUGAACUUCGGAGAGGAAGAUCUACUGUGACCAAGAGUAUUGUGGAGGAAUUUAUCCGAGAACAAGUGGAGCUACUCCAGACCACAGGAGGCAUCCAAGGGACAUUGCCACUGACUGUCCAGAAGGUGUUGGCAUCCCAAGCCUGCCAUGGGGCCAUUAAGUUUAAUGAUGGCCUGAGCUUACAGGAAAGUUGCCGCCUUAUUGAAGCUCUGUCCUCAUGCCAGCUGCCAUUCCAGUGUGCUCAUGGGAGACCUUCUAUGCUGCCAUUAGCUGAUAUAGACCACUUGGAGCAGGAAAAACAGAUUAAACCCAAUCUCGCUAAACUUCGCAAAAUGGCCCAGGCCUGGCGUCUCUUUGGAAAAGCAGAGUGUGAUACAAGGCAGAGCCUGCAGCAAUCCAUGCCUCCCUGUGAGCCACCAUGAGAACAGAAUCACUGGUCUAAAAGGAACAAAGGGAUGUUCACUGUAUGCCUCUGAGCAGAGAGCAGCAGCAGCAGGUACCAGCACGGCCCUGAUUGAAUCAGCCCAGUGUCCCUGAGCAGUUUAGACAGCAGGGCUCUCUGUAUCAGUCUUUCUUGAGCAGAUGAUUCCUCUAGUUGAGUAGCCAGAUGAAAUUCAAGCCUAAAGACAAUUCAUUCAUUUGCAUCCAUGGACACAGAAGAUUGCCAUAUAAUAUCUACCUUUUGCUACUUAUUUAAUGAUAAAAUUUAAUGACAGUUUGA
Symphalangus syndactylus (siamang) is the source of this 6425-nucleotide messenger RNA. RefSeq names its product mutL homolog 3 (gene MLH3). The record is from RefSeq and is a predicted model, not a curated record. Gene Ontology annotation, molecular function: ATP hydrolysis activity; mismatched DNA binding; ATP-dependent DNA damage sensor activity. Gene Ontology annotation, biological process: mismatch repair. Gene Ontology annotation, cellular component: mismatch repair complex. Lineage: Eukaryota; Metazoa; Chordata; Mammalia; Primates; Hylobatidae.